Alosa alosa (allis shad) is the source of this 2858-nucleotide messenger RNA. Its product is annotated as potassium voltage-gated channel subfamily S member 2. The transcript is spliced from 3 exons. Gene Ontology annotation, molecular function: delayed rectifier potassium channel activity; protein binding. Gene Ontology annotation, biological process: protein homooligomerization; potassium ion transmembrane transport; regulation of delayed rectifier potassium channel activity. Gene Ontology annotation, cellular component: membrane; voltage-gated potassium channel complex. NCBI's taxonomy places the organism in Eukaryota, Metazoa, Chordata, Actinopteri, Clupeiformes, Clupeidae. The record is from RefSeq and is a predicted model, not a curated record. Bases 81 to 1547 code for a protein of 488 amino acids.
AAGGCAUUGUUGGAAUAAGUGGACUUUGAGAAAACGAGGACGAGGAUAAUUCGGUUCCAAGUUUUUACGGGCAGGGCGCCAUGGUGAAGGAGAGCCUGCGGGGCUGGGUCCCAGACCCUGGAGACCCGCUGGUCCACAUCAACGUGGGAGGGCUCAAGAGCAGCCUGUUCUCCAGCACGCUGCGCAAGUUCCCCGACACACGGCUGGGCCGCCUGCUAGCCUGUGAGUCCGAGGAGGCUAUCCUGCAGGUCUGCGACGACUACGACGAGCAGCUGAGGGAGUUCUACUUUGACCGCAACCCAAGCCUCUUUGCGUACGUCCUGCAUUUUUACCAGACGGGCAAGCUCCACAUCAUGGAGGAGCUGUGUGUUUUCUCCUUCUGCCAAGAGAUUGAGUACUGGGGCAUCAACGAGUUCUUCCUGGACAGCUGCUGCAGCUACCGAUACCAUGACCGAAAGCUUGAGACCCGACACAAGAACUGGGAUGAAGACAGCGACGAGAGCAGUGUGGACACAGACGUGGACGAAAUCUCCGACCUCAACAAGGACAUCUUGCUCUUCCAGGACAUGAAGUGUGGCAAUGUCCGUCGGUGCUUGUGGCUGACCCUGGAGAACCCUGGCUACUCCAUCCCCAGCAAGCUCUUCAGUCUACUGUCCAUCACUGUGGUUCUGACCUCCAUUGCGACCAUGUGCAUUCACAGCAUCCCGGAGUACCAGGUCUAUGACCAGAAUGGCAAGCAGAUCGAGGACCCCACUCUGCAGGCCCUCGAGAUAUUCUGUGUCUGCUGGUUCAACUUUGAGGUGGUGACUCGCAUGCUUCUAGCUCCAAACCGACGGAAGUUUUUCAUUAUGCCUCUCAACAUGAUCGACAUCAUCUCUGUGGUGCCCAUCUAUGUCACCCUACUCUUUGACUUGGUAGUUGGCAGUGAAUCCGAGCUAGAAAACUUGGGAAAAGUGGUGCAGGUGUUCCGACUCAUGAGGAUAUUCCGAGUCCUGAAGCUGGCCAGACACUCCACGGGCCUACGGUCACUAGGGGCCACGCUAAGGCACAGCUACAGGGAGGUGGGCAUCCUGCUGCUCUACCUGGGUGUGGGCGUGUCUGUGUUCUCAGGCAUCGUGUACACAGCGGAGUACGAGGAGGACGUCGGACUGGACACCAUCCCCGCGUGCUGGUGGUGGGGGACCGUUAGCAUGACCACGGUAGGUUUCGGGGACGUGGUGCCCGUCACGGUGGCGGGCAAGCUUGCGGCGUCCGGUUGCAUCCUCGGCGGGACUCUGGUGGUGGCCCUGCCCAUCACCAUCAUCUUCAACAAGUUCUCCCACUUCUACCGCAAACAGAAGGCCCUGGAGGCGUCCGUGCGUAACAGCAACAAGAAGCGGCUGAAGAUGGACGUGGAUGCUGGCUCUGAUGGGGACAGUCACUAUCUGGGGGAUGAGGAUGUGGACGAUGAGGACGAUGACACGGACAGCGAGGGUGGUGUGGUAAACUAUAGUUACGUUGAACACCUACCUCCUGUAGACAGAAGGAGAGAAGUUUACCAGCUCUGAGUUGCAAAUCUCAUCAUCACACAGCAGAUCACUCCUCAAACAUUCAACACUAACACAAAGACACAAAACGUUGGAAAGUAUGGUAUUCAAAUUAGAGUUAAUUUUCAGUAUUGCUCUCCUGACACAUGAUAUACCAUAGAGCUUUAGAAGAGUAUGCUUGCUAUCCCUGACUAAAUAGGCUACAGUAGCUAAACUACAUAUCUUGAAAGAAAAAUGUUGAUCUUGCAAAUGAAGGCUAUGUGAAAUGUGGCAGUACAGCGUGCUUAAAAAUAACAGCAUAGGACCUCUGCUGGCUUCCAUGCCUGCCAUGUCUGAUCAAUGAGGAGAGGCUGCACACUUUACUUUCUGGUGUAGAUGUCUUUAGAAAGGGAUUACUUCUCCUGGGAGCGAUUUACUCCAUUUACUCUCUUCUCACAUUCUGCAAAAACAUCCCACCUUUAACACAGAGUAUUCCGAGUCUAGCAGUCCACAGUGCAGUGGUGUAACGUAGAUACCACCACUAAUAUCUUCAGACUGCACUCCAAGCUCACUUCCCGGAAGAGUUCUCUUGUUUGGGUGCACAUCAUAUGUAAUACAAGCUUCCUUUGUUUAACAAUAAGUCAGUUAGGCCUGCAUCUAAAUGUCUUCCAUCAACCAUGAGUCGGAAGAAAGAUCCUGUGCUAUGUGAAUGCCAAAGCUGUAGCCAAGCUGCACUAAGUGUUAUAACUGAACCAAGGCUGAAUUCUUCUGAAGUAUUUAAAUGCCAUUUAAAAUAGGCCUACAAAGCAAAAUAUCUAAUGUAAUACCUUAUUGUUACGUUUUCACAAGUAAAACGUCAGAUAUUUUGAACAUAUUUGCAUGGUGUGCUGCUAAGACUUGCUGUCUGCAUUUCUGAUCAGGUUUUUCAUGUAGGCUACAUAGAUUUGGCACUUUUGGCAACCUGCUAGUAGUUGACAUUUUAACUUCAUAUCAGUGUUGCUUGUUUUUAACUUUUUAUUUAUUUUUAUUGUGGCUUUAAACACCACCAUAUGUAGGACCUAUAGGUAAUAUCAUCAUUGUCAAACUUCCCCAUCCCCUGAUAUCCAUCUCCCAAAAAACAGAAUGCAUCUCUCUCUAUGUUUGUGCUUAGUCUGAAAUUUUACUGUUUGCCACCAGAAGGUCAAAAAUUGAUAACACCCUCCUAUUUAUACUGAACGUGACCCAACCCUUGGGCGCAUAGUGCUCACAAAAAUAGCCACUGCUGCUGGCCACACCUUUUAACCUUGCAAUAACUCAUUGUGCCUGGCUGCAUUGGCAUUUGGAAUCCUAGGGUUCUUCUUGGGUCUUUUGAUU